This is a messenger RNA of Acanthisitta chloris (rifleman), 2893 nucleotides long. RefSeq names its product Hermansky-Pudlak syndrome 3 (gene HPS3). Gene Ontology annotation, biological process: organelle organization. Lineage: Eukaryota; Metazoa; Chordata; Aves; Passeriformes; Acanthisittidae. The transcript has 17 exons. The record is from RefSeq and is a predicted model, not a curated record. Gene Ontology annotation, cellular component: cytoplasm. The annotation marks the transcript as partial.
CAGCAGGUGAACAGCUCAGAAGCUGUCACCUGUAAUAAUGUAUCAAUCAGUAGCACUGCUUUCUUUCAAGGAGACUACCUGGCGACCAUCGAAGGAAAUAGCAAAGCGACUUUCCUGCGAGCCUACGUGAACUGGAGGUGCAUGUCUGCAGGGAGCUCCCGCGUGUGCGUGCGCAUGGUCGGGCACAAGGUGCAGGAGUCCUACAGUGAAACCCUGAGAGAGCAGAUGUCGGUGGUUGAAAUGCCACUCUCGGAUCCUCCGCUCUGCAUUUCGUGCUGCCCCGUUAGUGGAGAUCUUCUCGUGGGCUGCAAGCACAAACUGGUCAUGUUCCAUUUGAAAUACCUGGUCAUAAACCAGAAUUUGACUGUGUUGGAUUUUGAACGCACCUUUAUUCUUCCCAUAACAACAGAGCUGGAUGUCCUGAUCCUGAAACUGGAACAGGUCCAGCAAAGUGCAGACAGGACAGAGCAAGGUGCACUAGAAAAGCCUGUGGAUGGAGGUGUGAAAGAUGAAAGCCCUUCAACACAUGCUUUGCAGCUGGAAUUAGAUGAGUUCAUCAUAUGUCAGAAGCCUGUGGAACUGCUUGGGGAAGAAAGUAAGCUGUGUGAGAUACCAGUCACACUGGAAUCCACAGAGCUGCCCACAGAAGACACGAAGCGCUUCCAAGUGCAGUACCUGCUUUUCAGACGUUUCACACCUGACCAGUCACCUUUUGGGUUCUGUGAAGAGACAAAGUUGCACUCCCUUCAGCUGCUGCCUGUCUACCAGACAGGAAGUUCUGUGACAGCCCACGAGGAAACUGAAAACAGGAGAGAACUACUGAGUCUAUUUUGCUUUUUCUCUUUACCUCAUGUUGGAUAUGUCUACUCUAUUGGGAAGUUAGUAGAACUGAUUUCUACUUACCAAUAUUCAGAGAAGUCAGAGCAGGCAGUCCUUACUCCACAGUUCCUGCAUGUCAUUACAAGUGAGAACCUGCAGUGUUUCACAGUGCGGUGUGGUGCCGCAGCAGCUCGUGAUGAGGAUCCAUACAUUGAUACGACUGUGAAGGCUUGUCCCCCUGUCACACUGGAUGUCUGUACAUUAAGAAUGCAGCUUUUUAUAGGACCAAGAGCUAUCUGUCAUUUCAAAAACCAUAUAGUUCUUUUGACUAAGGCAGACACAGAAGAUAUUACUGAAAGAAGAAAGCCUACAAGAAGGAUGCUUUCCAGAAAGGCUGACAGCAUCAAAUCCAGAACAAAUUCUGAGUCAGAGUCUGGUUGGAAUUUAUAUAUCAUAAACACUGUUUCAACCAUUCAGCUUUACAGAGAAAUGGUAGAUUAUAGCAGGACUUACGAAAAUGUGAGAACUGAGAGCUGCAUCCAUCUGCUAAGUGAGGCUCAUUUGCUGCUCAGAGCAGCUAUCAUGGACCCUCAUUUCCUUGAAUCAGAUGAGAAAGAAGAACUUCUAAGGGCAUUCAGAGAAAGCUGUGCCACCUUAGGAGACUGCUACAGCAGGUUUGACACAAAGGAUUACCAUCUUGCUUUGCCGUACUACAGAAUGUCAGGUUUAUCCAUGGCUGAAGUUUUAAAUAGACUAGUUUCAGGUGAUGAAAUACAGACCUAUGAAAGAGGAUUUCUGUUUUACUUAACUCACUCUCUUAAUGAAGACUUGAAUGAAGAAUUAAGUAAGGAAUCAGCAAAUAAAGUUCUCCAGAUAUUCUAUCUUGCUGACCCUGUGCAGCUGCCUCAUGUCCUUUGCAGCCCCUGCAUGAGAAAUGUGUCUCCUUUGACAGCUGUCAAGUACCUUCAGAAAGUAGAAAAGAAGAUGCCAUCAGUGGUCCUGACUCUUACUAAGGCUUUUUUUGCUCUGAAAAUGAGAGACCUGAUAAUGUAUCAACAUGAGAUGGACUCCUAUAAGGAGACAACACUGGCUUGUGGCUUUGUUGGGCAAUCACGACUCUUGAGACAGUGUAAGGAAGGAAUUGCUAUGCCAACUGAGUUUGCUGUUCACCUGAAGGAGACACAGCCUGGUUUACUGGUGGCUGCCAUUGUGGCUUUACAUGAGAACAGUAAAAUAGAACUGGAAGAAGCAGAUACCUUUUUCAAGCUGUUGUGUAGUAACAGUGAAAACACUGUUCCUCAGCUCUUGGUGGAUUUCUGGGAAGCUCUCCUUGUAGUGUGCCCUCAGGAAGAAAUACUUCAGGAGCUCCUGUUGAGGGUUACUUCUCAGUAUGUUUGGAGAAUAUCAAAGAACCAACUUCCUGAGACUACACCAUUGAGAACAACAGAGGAUCUGAUAAACUCCUGUAAUCAUUUUGGGUUGAUUUUCCCGUGGGUAACUUCCAUAAUGUCAGUGGGAUGUUCAUCUGAUAAAGGUUACCAUGAAGACAUCUCAAGACUACAGUCUGUUUUGUGCAGUCAGUCAAUCAAUAUAGCUUCAGCCCUGCCUGUCUUGGAGCCCCUGGCAGAGGCUGAUAGUGUUGGCCUCACCAUCCAUGUUCUCUGCAACACCCGUCUGGGCAGGCAUGAGGAAGCCAUUGACCAGCUCCUCACCAGGUGUCCUGAUGCUGCUGUGCUCUACGCUCAGCACGAGCUGAAAGGUGACAAUCAGGCUCUGUGGUGGAACAAGCUGCUUCCUGAACUCUGCAAGAGAACUAGACUUACUGGAAAUGACUGCCCUGUUCUUAUUUCAUCACUGAAAGAAACUUUAUCGGUUGCUGCAAUGGAACUGGAACUAAGGGAUUUCAUCAGUCUUCUACCAGAGGAUGGAACUGCAACAUUUUUCCUGCCCCAUCUUCUUCACUGCAGCCAGAAGAAGCUGCUGACCUAAACCAAUGGAAAUCUGCUAUGCCCUCAAGUACAGAGAAUGUGCUGGAAUCAAAGAAGUAAACGAAACAAACAGUAGAGCUGCAUAU